Molecule: messenger RNA, 1898 nt
Organism: Lingula anatina
Lineage: Eukaryota; Metazoa; Brachiopoda; Lingulata; Lingulida; Lingulidae
Product: carboxylesterase 5A-like
Source: RefSeq, a predicted model, not a curated record
CACAAAGCUAUAGACACAGUUCAACACCACAGUGUCUACCAUGGCGGAGGUUGAUAUCAUUUUCGCGGUAUGUUUCUGUUUAUUGCUAAUAAUACCAGAAACCUUGUGUACAGGAACGCCAAUGGUAACGACAACUCUCGGGAAGAUAGUUGGUGAAAGAGUUAAUGUGGAUACCGGUAAUGGCGUGGGUAUAGUUGAUCGCUUCCUUGGGAUACCAUAUGCAAAACCCCCAGUUGGGAGACUUCGAUUCGCCAAUCCCAAGAGACACCCUGGAUGGGGAGAAGGCAUUCGACAAGCGACACAAUUCGGUCCCCACUGCCCGCAGCCUGACAGCUCAAUUUCCCUCUACGCCGCCCUAGGACGAACAAUCAUCAACCUCACACGGGACGAAGAUUGUCUGUUUUUGAACGUGUACGUGCCACGUGGUGUUGAUGUUCUACGUCAGACAGGCGUUCGCCAAGCGAUUUUAAUUCAUUUUCACAGUGGUGCUUUCAGGGCAGGAACAGGUGCUACUUUUAAUGGAGAUAUUCUUGCACUGGAGUCUGAUGUCGUCCUCGUCACUAUAAACUACAGACUGGGCUUUCUGGGGUUCUUCAGCACGGGGACUGACGAGGCAAGAGGGAAUUACGGCCUUUAGGACCAGCACUGGGCUAUUAAAUGGGUACGGGAGAAUGCUGAGGAAUUUGGCGGAGACUCUGAUCGUAUAACUCUAAUUGGUGAUUCGGCAGGAGGGGCGUCGGUGGAUUUUCAGAUGGUCUCUCCUCUAAAUCGUGGUUUGAUACAGGGAGGGAUAUCAGUUAGUGGGUCAAGCUUGGCGCCUUGGUCUCUGACUGAGUCUUCGAACGUCAGUUUGGAGUUUUCAAAAAUGGUCGGAUGUGACAUGCCUCGACCAAGAGCAAGACUCCGCUGCCUCCGCAAUAAAGACGCUCAGGAAUUGGCGGAGAUAAGAGAGGAAGGGCUACGAGGAGGACUCGACUGGCGACCAAAUAUAGAUGGAGUUUUCAUAUCAAGACACCCGCGAGAACUUCUGGGAGAAAACGUGACAUCCGGGCUUCAUUAUAUGGUAGGUGCUACCUCCCAUGAUGGCAGCAUCUACUCACUUCCUGCAGCAGGGAACCCUCCUACUGUUGCCCAGCAACGCUUCAUUUUUCAAACGUAUGCAUCAGUCGCGUAUCAUUUCAAUUUGGAAAGCGCUGAAGUCGCUGUUGCUAGGUCCUUGCUUCACGAAUACGGUCUCAUCGAAGACCCCAUGGAUCCUUUGGAUGUCCUUACCCGGGCCGUGCAACAGAGCACUGAUCUUCUCUAUGGAAUGCCAGCAGAGGAGUCGGCGAGACUGAACGAAGCUGGAGGUGCCACAACGUAUAAAUACACAUUAUCUAUUCGUCUUGGCUAUCCACCUUCUUACUUACCUAAAGCGGCUUUUGUACGAGCUGAACAUUUUGAUACCCGCAUUCUGUAUUUUGGUGUGUUUGAACAGCACCCAGAGGUAUAUAACUUGACAGCUGAGGAAUUGGAACUUGGAAGAACCAUCAGGCGGUAUAUAGCUAACUUUGUAAAAAAUGGUGACCCAAAUGUAGGUGACCCGGUCAGCGUCCAAUGGCCUGAAUACACAGUGUCUUCCAGACAAUUCAUCAACCUGGACACGCCCACCACCGUGGAAACAUUCGAUAGGGAGCGCCAGUAUCUGUUUGCGACCGAGGUACUUCCGGCCAUAGUGAGAGUGGGUAAAGAAGCUGACGAGGCUCGAACACUUUCUUCUAAAGGAAAGAAAUGCAGGAACAAAGGUUCGAAAAUGGGUAAAUCUCCAAGGUCCAUGAUGGAUUAACAUAGUUACAUGAAUUUGUCGGCUCAAAUUAUACUUCUUAAUGACAAUGAGAAGAAACGUUUUCAAAUUAGAC